GAGGGCCAGAAACAUGUCGUCUGUUAUUUUUGGUAGUAAUGCUUAACAACGGAGGUGCGAAGAAAUUAAUAAGAAAUUAAUUUUUAGAUUUGAAUCGUACACGACUUGUAUACGGCUCUAUCAAAAUUUGACAUCGUCUGUAAGCGAUCGGUAGCAUGAAAGGGAUUAUUUGACUGUGUACUUAAAAAAUUGGCUGGUAAACUAUUUAACGCGCAGUCGUCGAAUUACAUGAAAAUGUUCAGAAAGGAUGGGAGCAAGUUCGUUAUAUUUACAUUAGUCAUUCUGAUGUUUUUCUGCGACAAAACGUCUUCAGAAUGCCAUAAGUUAACUCCUUGCUCCUGUGUAUUUCCUGACGGUCAAGGAUAUAAUCUGACAAAACUUAGUACCUUAGGACCUUUGACAGCACCUGCUCCCGCAGAUCCUAAAAACCGUACUAUUUAUUUUCAUCCAUGCUCAAAUGAACCAAUGGCAAAUCCUAAUAGCGAAUGUCAUAAAGGGAAGGGAGUAUCAGUAUGCUUAGUUGAUCCAAAUAAUAAUUAUACUAUUAGUCUUGGAACUGUUGAAGAAACCACCUUAAAUGUAUAUGAGGAUACCACAAAACAUCCUUCUUUAACUGUUCAUCAUGGAAAUUAUACAACAAGUAUAGGUUUUGUUUGUUGCAAUAUUUGCAAUACACAUUUAAUAGCAGAUUCUGCUGUCAGCAAUACGGAUUAUAAAUUGCUGUUGGUAUCUCCUUAUGUUUGUAAAGAGUUGAUACGCACGUAUGGCCUUUCUACUGGCUCCUUAUUGCUUAUUUUCUUUUUUGUGAUUACUGGAAUAUAUUUCAUUGGCGGAGCAAUAACAUUGAAACUGUUAAGAGGAGCAACAGGCUGGGAAAUGAUACCAAAUCAUAAGUUUUGGAGGGAUUUGCCAUCACUUGUGAGAGAUGGUAUUGAUUACACCUUCAAUGGCUGCCAUGUUAGUAGUUAUCAAAGAAUAGGAGCCUAAAUUCUUUUUGUAAUGUUAGAUUCAGUGAUGACAUUGAUAGAUUUUAUAUUGUAUAAAUAACUAAUAAUGUUUAUGUUUCACACGUUGGAUAUGUUAGAGUUUACAGAAAAUUGCGUUAUUCAGUGUUUUGCACAACAACUUUACUCUACCAAGAAAGAGAGAGAAAAGUAUUUUGUAUGAUGUAUACUUCUCUUGUACUUUUGUAUAAAGAACAUGUAAUAUUUAUUCAAUGCUUUUUCUCAUAUAUAUAUAUAUAUAUGUGUAUGUAAUGACGGUAAUAUUUUUUAUUAAUGCUAGCGAUACAAAAGUAUAAAUAUUUAUAUACAUA
Messenger RNA from Nomia melanderi (Alkali bee), 1315 nucleotides. RefSeq lists its product as uncharacterized. Gene Ontology annotation, cellular component: trans-Golgi network. Lineage: Eukaryota; Metazoa; Arthropoda; Insecta; Hymenoptera; Halictidae. The record is from RefSeq and is a predicted model, not a curated record.